This is a messenger RNA of Laetiporus sulphureus 93-53, 1230 nucleotides long. RefSeq lists its product as uncharacterized. The transcript is spliced from 3 exons. The coding region runs from base 1 to 1230 and encodes 409 amino acids. The record is from RefSeq and is a predicted model, not a curated record. NCBI's taxonomy places the organism in Eukaryota, Fungi, Basidiomycota, Agaricomycetes, Polyporales, Laetiporaceae.
AUGUCGCAAGUAUGUGAGGAAUGUGGGCAUGCACGUGGCAAAAAGCCUGAGCUCCAUCAUCUCCGCUUUCAUGCAUCCCAUGUACCAUUGCUACUCCCCGAUGACAACGAACCCACCAAGAUCCUUCGCAAUCCACAGACCGAACAGUUCCAAUGUCCUACACCUGGCUGUACAAAAUCCUAUCCAUUCAGUUUUCAACUUGCGGCACACUUCAACCAAUGUGGACCUGAUUCUUUUGCUAUAAUAGAAAUGGCUGCAGGUGAAGGAACAACUGCUGCUACCAGCGGCAAUGCUCUUCACUGUGCUUCAUCAGCCUGCUCUCAUGCUGCUGGAUCCCUUGCUUUCCUGGCCAUCUCUAGCCAUGUUGAUGCUGACCAGGAUUCUCUCCCGCCUAAGCCCAAUGUUGAUGUCGCUCAUGCUGCAGGAUCCCUUGCUUCCCCAGCCAUCCCUAGCCAUAUUGAUGCUGACCAGGAUUCUCUCCCUCCUAACCCCAAUGUUGACAUCACUCAUGCUGCAGGAUCCCUUGCUUCCCCUGCCAUCCCUAGCCAUAUUGAUGCCAGUCAGGACUCUCUUCCGCCUCACUCCAAUGUUGACAUCACUGAUGAUGCCGUAUUACUGACUCAUGCAUCAAUGGCUGCAUCAUCUCCUGCUGACCACAUCGAGAGUGGUGCCCUCAACCGUGUUAACCCUACCCAAGCUGCUCAUCCACCUGAAGCUCUCUCAGUCAAGUGCAAAGUACCGCAACAACAUAAAAUCCUGGAGCAUGAGCAUGACGAGGACAUAGUUGCAAAAUUCAUUGCAGAUGAGCUCAUUUCCCCUCAUCUCGUACAUCUCAAGGAUAAAUUCGUCAGCUUCAGUUUCAAAACGGCAGAUGACAUGCACAUCCUUUGUGCGCUCGGUGAUUUUGCUUGGCAUCAAUUCCUCCGAUAUUGUCAGAUGAACUGUGAAGGUAUCACAUGGGAUCAAUGUCUCGAGAUUUGGGAUGCCAUGAAACAUCGUCAUCCAGUGUACAUUCAGUUUACAGCUGACAUGUCUUUGAAGCAUGCUGCUGAAACAGAUGAUGUGAAACAAUUCCUGCUUCAUCUCCGACGACCCAUGGACCAUCAUCUCAAGAAGUUUGAGAAGCAGGGAAUAACCACAAAGGAGGCAUUCGAUAAACUGUGUCUCAACAAUGUGGUGCAAGAAGGAUCUCAAUGGCGGGGCUUCCGCCAUAUCUUGAUGUGCAACUGA